Neoarius graeffei (lesser salmon catfish) is the source of this 2354-nucleotide messenger RNA. RefSeq names its product serpin peptidase inhibitor, clade H (heat shock protein 47), member 1b (gene serpinh1b). The coding region runs from base 473 to 1690 and encodes 405 amino acids. NCBI's taxonomy places the organism in Eukaryota, Metazoa, Chordata, Actinopteri, Siluriformes, Ariidae. Gene Ontology annotation, biological process: negative regulation of endopeptidase activity; collagen fibril organization. Gene Ontology annotation, cellular component: endoplasmic reticulum. The transcript is spliced from 6 exons. Gene Ontology annotation, molecular function: serine-type endopeptidase inhibitor activity. The record is from RefSeq and is a predicted model, not a curated record.
CUGCAAAAGGUACACUUCAGUUUAGGGCAUUACACAAGACGUGAUGAUGCCUUAGAUACCGGUACACCUUUGACACGUUUCAAGGCCUGAUCUGAUUACUGACAGCAUAUAUUCUAUCAUCUUCCAAAUUCAGAUCUGAAAAUCUGGACAAAGGACCUGUGAGGCUUUAGGACCUCAGAGAAGCAAGCUCACUUCCGAACCUCUGGUCAUUUGAUCCAGUGGGAGGUCUCUGCCUCAGCUUCCCAAGGAAAAUCCACACGUCCUCAUUUGAAUAUUCCGGCACAAACUUCCAGAACUUUCUUCCCAGCAGUAUAUAAACAUCUAGAAACCGUUAGUUUGCAGCAGGUCAGCGCGAGAUAAGAAGAUCAGAGUCAGAGCAUCAGAGCAGCUGUGAAAAAAUGAAAAUCGAAAUCUUUGACAACACUAUGAAAACCUUUCAAGUUUCUCAAACUUGCCCAAAUACAAAGCAAGAAUGUGGGUGACCAACCUCGUUACUCUGUGCCUUUUGGCCGUGGCUUCCUCAGCUGAGGAAAAGAAACUCAGCACCCAUGCGACUUCCCUGGCCGACACUAGCAGCCAACUUGCUUUCAACCUGUACCAUACCUUGGCCAAAGACAAGGAUCUGGACAACAUCCUGAUCUCCCCUGUGGUAGUCGCAUCCUCUCUGGGCUUGGUUGCCCUUGGAGGAAAGUCCUCCACUGCCUCACAGGUCAAGACUGUCCUAAAGGCAGAUGCGCUGAAAGACGAGCAUCUGCACACAGGACUGUCCGAACUACUGAAUGAGGUCAGUGACCCUGUGGCCCGCAAUGUCACCUGGAAAAUCAGCAACAAGCUGUAUGGCCCCAGUUCUGUCACCUUCGUCGAUGACUUUGUGAAGACCAGUAAGAAGCACUACAAGUACGAUCACUCCAAGAUCAACUUCCGUGACAAGAGAAGUGCGAUCAAGUCCAUCAAUGACUGGGCUGCCAAGUCCACCAAUGGCAAGCUGCCAGAAGUCACCAAGGAUGUGAAGAAUACAGAUGGUGCCAUGAUAAUCAAUGCCAUGUUCUUCAAACCUCACUGGGAUGAGCAGUUUCAUCAUAAGAUGGUUGACAACCGUGGGUUCCUUGUGUCCAGUUCCUUCACUGUGUCUAUCCAAAUGAUGCAUCGAACAGGUCUUUAUGGCUUCUAUGAGGACAAAGAGAACAAGCUUUUUGUGCUCAAUAUGCCUCUGGCCCACAAGAAAUCCAGUGUGAUUUUCAUCAUGCCCUAUCAUGUGGAGCCCCUGGAGAGGUUGGAGAAGCUUCUGACACGGGAUCAGCUGAACACCUGGAUGAGCAAGUUGCAGGAAACAGCAGUGGCCAUUUCUCUGCCUAAAGUCAGCAUGGAAGUCAGCCAUGAUCUCCAGAAACACCUGGGAGAAAUUGGUCUCACAGAGGCAGUGGACAAGUCCAAGGCUGAUCUGUCCAACAUCUCUGGCAAGAAAGAUCUCUACCUUUCUAAUGUGUUCCAUGCAUCUGCUUGGGAAUGGGACACAGAUGGUAACCCAUUUGACACCAGCGUUUUUGGUACAGAAAAGCUCAGGAACCCCAAGCUGUUCUAUGCUGACCAUCCAUUCAUCUUCCUGGUGAAGGACAACCAGACCAACUCCAUUCUCUACAUUGGUAGACUGGUUAGACCAAAGGGUGAAAAAGUGAGAGAUGAAUUGUAGUUUGAAUUUGGUGAUUUAAAAAAUAGCCUUUUUGUUUUUCAAUUGUCAUUGAUAAUUUUUACAAUUUGUAUUUUUUAAUGGUAUUACGGUUACCUCAUGAACACAAUCCAGCAGAUUGUUUGUAGUUACAAUAAAUCCAGCAUUUCCCCCAAGUAAACUACCAAACCUAUACAGUAACCAGAAUAUGGCGAAAGAAUUCCACUUGAGAGAUUAGAUCAUCAGUUUAUCCACAGGUUUGACAUCAUCUGGACCAUGUGCCUUAUUUAAUUAUUAAAUUGUCCAUCAGAAUAGAUGCUAUACUUAUAUUAAGUAUAUUAGCAUUCAUGUCAGCCUGUGUGAUUGUGAUAUUUAUAGUUGUGUCUGAAAUUGUUGCUGUUUUAUCUUUCUAAUCUCCUGAGUUUAUGUGACAGCUGUGUGGGUUCUUUGACUUAUCUUUAAUGUUUAAAGAGAAAAGGAUUUUUAUACAAAUGUUCUUCAAAUGCUCAUGUCUGUCAUACACACUACCACAAUGCAAAUCAGCCAUUCGAUUUCACUGCCUUGCCUUCUGCACUGAUGCCCUGAUGAGGUCAGUUGAUAUAUUGUGUUCCAAAUCAUGUUUCCUGAACAAAAGCUGUGUUGUGUUCAUUCUCUCUCUUUUUUUCCCAAUAAACUAAAAGUAAAACAA